Messenger RNA from Otolemur garnettii (small-eared galago), 1158 nucleotides. RefSeq names its product TBC1 domain family member 21 (gene TBC1D21). The transcript is spliced from 11 exons. The record is from RefSeq and is a predicted model, not a curated record. Lineage: Eukaryota; Metazoa; Chordata; Mammalia; Primates; Galagidae. The coding region runs from base 148 to 1158 and encodes 336 amino acids. Gene Ontology annotation, biological process: activation of GTPase activity. Gene Ontology annotation, molecular function: GTPase activator activity.
UGUGGGAAGUCAGAAGAGACCCAGUUCCUCAUGGGAAUGCAACUCAUCUCCAAAAAGGAAGAUCAACUUCCUUGGCUAAUUAAGCAUCACUAGGGCUCCAAGAUAGUUCUGGUUUGGAGGCUGCUUUGAAGACAGCUAACAGGGGCCAUGACCACCCUCUCUCCGGAAAACAGCCUUUCUGCUAGACAGUCAGCCUCCUUCAUCCUGGUGAAGAGAAAACCAUCCAUUGACAAGACGGAAUGGGACGGCUUCUUUGACGAGAAUGGCCACUUGGCCAAGUCGCGGGACUUCAUUUGUAUUAACAUCUUGGAAAGGGGUCUGCACCCCCUCGUGAGGACGGAAGCCUGGAAGUUCCUCACAGGCUACUACUCAUGGCAGAGUUCCCAGGAUGAGCGGCUCGCAGUGGAUAGCACAAGGAGAAAGAACUAUGAGGCCUUAUGCCAGAUGUAUGAGAAGAUUGAGCCCCUUCUAGAAAACCUGCACCGGAACUUCAUAGAGACUCGGAAUAACAUCACACACGACAUUCGGAAACUCUAUGACAAAGACCCCUUGGGCAAUGUCCUCAUUGACAAGAAGAGGCUAGAGAAGAUCUUGCUACUAAGUUACGUCUGCAACACCCAGGCAGAGUAUCAGCAGGGCUUCCAUGAGAUGGUGAUGCUCUUUCAGCUGAUGGUGGAGCACGACCACGAGACCUUCUGGCUUUUCCAGUUCUUCCUGCAGAAAAUGGAGCACAGCUGUGUCAUCAACAUUGGGGUGGGCAAGAACCUUGAAAUGCUCAACAACCUGAUCACCUUCCUGGACCCCAUGUUUGCUGAGCACCUGAAAGGGAAGGGUGCCGGGGCUGUGCAGUCCCUCUUUCCCUGGUUCUGCCUCUGCUUCCAGCGUGCCUUCAAAUCCUUUGACGAUGUCUGGAGACUCUGGGAGGUGCUGCUGACGGGGAAGCCCUGCAGGAACUUGCAGGUGCUGGUGGCCUACAGCAUGCUGCAGAUGGUGCGGGAGCAGGUGCUGCAGGAGAGCAUGAGUGGGCACGACAUCCUUCUGGCCUGCAACAACCUCAUCGACCUUGAUGCUGAAGAGCUGAUCUCCAGCACAUGCGUGGUUUAUGCUGAGCUCUUCCAAAACGAUGUUCCUCAGUCAUUAAAGGAGUUCUUUCUCUGA